Messenger RNA from Humulus lupulus (European hop), 1064 nucleotides. RefSeq lists its product as uncharacterized. Bases 119 to 799 code for a protein of 226 amino acids. The record is from RefSeq and is a predicted model, not a curated record. Lineage: Eukaryota; Viridiplantae; Streptophyta; Magnoliopsida; Rosales; Cannabaceae. The transcript has a single exon.
UCUGAGAAUAUAACCUCAGUUACCCUUAAGGUCUAAACUUCUCAGUCACAGUUAGAUCAAAAGUUCAAAACCCUCUCUCUCUCUUUCUCUCUUCGAAGCUCUCGUAUUAAACUUAGCGAUGAAGAAGUUGUACCGGAAGGGGACGGUUCAUCCGUCACCGCCAAUCAUAUCCGACCACCUGGCCUUCCUCCCGGCAGCUAUCCUCACCCUCACGGUGGCUUUGACCCCGGAGGACAGAGAGGUCUUGGCCUACCUCAUCUCCUGCACCAACGGUGCCCUCAACUUCUCGUCCGGCCCAAGCCAAAGAAGACCCGCCCACCACAAGAACACUGUCGUCCCAGCUUCCAGCUCCGGGAAAGACCACCCGCCACAGUUUAACUGCGACUGUUUCAGGUGCUACACGAGUUACUGGGUGCGGUGGGGAUUGUCUCCGAAUCGCCAACUCAUUCACGAAAUCAUUGACGCGUUUGAGGACCAGUUGUUGGCAAAGACCAAAGGAGGGAAGACUAGUAAGAAAGAGAGGAGGAACAAGAGAGGUAAUAGUACUACGACUGCUCGUGGCAGUGGUCAUGGUUCGGUUACUGAGUUGAAGGGGUCCGAGUUGAGUUCAAGGUCAUCAAAGGAAGACUUGUGUGCCUCGGAAUCGGUCCAAGUGUUGUGCAGUCGUCGUGAUGAUCACGGUCACAGUCACGUUGAAGGUGAGGAUAAUGAUCAGGAAGAGUCAAUGGCAUCAGAGAAAGGCUCUGUGAGAAGGUUUGUCAGUUUCAUCGGGGAGAGGAUUUGGGGUGUUUGGGGCUAGAGUUAUUAAAUAUAAUUUUCUAAAAUUGAAAAGAACAAGAAAAAAAACAGUAUGAAAACUCAAUGAAGAGAGGUAUGGGCUUAUAAUUUAGUAACUUUUUUUUUGUUUUUUUUUCCUUAAUUUCUUUCUUGAUCAUCAACAAGGAGUUUUUUUUCUUCUUUUUUUUGGCCCGAUUGUAAAUUACCCUCAUGUAAAAAUUGGGUUUUUUUUUCUUUUUUAAAUUUUGAAUGGUUACAAAGCUAAUGUUUAGUUCUCUUUUUGAAUA